GUAGUGACAAACUGGGCGUCAAAAUGGCGGCCGAGGAGAUCUCUGGUCAAUGUAACAUCAUGUCAAUGUAACAAAGUUUCCAUGAUGUCAACAACAAAAGUAGUUCGGUUGGAGGAGGUGAGCUACGCGGAGGGCAGCUUCUCCUCCCCAAGCAAGGCAGGAAUUCUGAAGAAUGAGGAAUCUCCUUCAGAUGGCCUGCUUGACAAAGAUGUUGAUGGCAGUCAAGAAAAGGAGGAGACAGAAGAAGCUAAAGAUAAAGUGUAUCCUCUUCCUUCCAACUGGCCAAAGAUACCUCAGCUUGCUCGACGUCGUAGUUGCGAGCUGACGAGGUCAACAGAGCCAUGUGUGAAGAAGGCGGUGUCUCACCUAGAGCUGGUGCAGAACAUUAUCGAUGAGUGGUUCAAGAAGGCAGAGGAGGAUGUGAAGAGCAGGACGUCCAGUCGAAGAGAGUCCAUAGUGUCCCUCCCAGAAACCAGAAAACAACUGCGGUUUGUGGACGAUCAGGCAGCGACAGCAAGUUCGUCAGGACACCGGUCACGCACAGUCAGUGAAGCGUCUCGGGCUUCCUCCCAACUGUCUGUCCCAGAGAACCUGUCGGUCAAGGGGGUCGGGGCAAAGGCUGAACAAGAGGCUUGUGAGGUCGAGAACCAAGGUCUGGACAUUCCUUACCUUGGGGCUGAGGACGUGAUUGACGAGGUCAUCACUCUGCUGGCCAGGCUGGAGAAUGACCGGCAUGAGACUGAGGGGAAGCUGGGGCAGGAGAGGGGGAAGGUCAGUAAACUGACCACCAAGAUUGAUGACCUGUGUCUCCGGAGGCUGAGGGAUCUGCCUGUGCUUGUUCAAAGAGAGCAUGAAGCAUGUAUACUCGACCUCAAUGAGCUGCAGUGGCAUGUUGCGUACCGAGGUCGCAAUGAGGCACGCAUACAGAACAGGAGAGAAAUUGCAGAUGUUCUCAAUAACAGACUCAAGGAGGACAUCGCUUUUGUAGAGAGGCAUAUACCCCUGGUGCAGGAGAAGCUCCUUCUGGAGAUGGAAGCCAUGGACAAAAUCAAGAAGGCUCAGGCCGAGACUGACCAGGAGCUGGAGAUGACCAAGCAGCGACAGGCCAAGACUGAGCAAAAGUCCGAGGAGGCGGUCAACAAGGCGGAGAAUGAACGUGGACACAUCAAGCGAGAGCUGGACACUGUCCGAGACAAUCUUAGUCAGAUAAGUGAGGAUCUGUCGGAGGCGAAGAUGACGUACAAUGCAUACGUCCACCAGCUGAACGACAUCCGGCAGCAGCUGAAGGACAAUGACCAGGAGAUGAAGAUCCUGGAGGUGAAGAACGAGAAUGCCAAGGUGGCAGAGGAGAUGCAGGCAACCAAG
Molecule: messenger RNA, 1365 nt
Organism: Haliotis rufescens (red abalone)
Lineage: Eukaryota; Metazoa; Mollusca; Gastropoda; Lepetellida; Haliotidae
Product: coiled-coil domain-containing protein 178-like
Exons: 10
Source: RefSeq, a predicted model, not a curated record